CAAAAAUAAAAACUGCAAAAUACCAACAAAACAUUCAUUCUCUCACUUUAAUAUUUCCUUUCAAAUUCAUUCAUUCAUUUUUUUAAUUUGUUAAUUUUCCAAAAAGAGAUGUCAAUUUCCCACAGCGAUACGAUCCCACUCCGCCCAUCAAAUUCCCAAUCCGAUAUCGAUGAGAUCCGAAGUUUAAUCGAUGACAGCGUUCAUUCAGGCCCCGCCGUCGUCCUCCCUGCACGGCAUCCCGCCACCACUCCACCACCGUCAUCCUCCCCUUUCAUCUCCUCUAAUAUCCCUCCUCCGCCACCUGUCUCCUCCUCAUCCUCCCUUCAAAAAUUGCAAUCCGUCCCCGCCGCUCCUCCUCCACCUCCACCUGUUGGUAAUUCUAGCAGCAUUGUCGCCAAUGGGUUUGGUCCUCCGCCGAAUACAUUGACUGAACCCGUUUUGGAUACGGUGAAAAGAGAUCUGUGGAGGAUCGUUAGUAAUUUGAAGCUGGUAGUGUUUCCUAAUCCUUUUAGAGAAGAUCCAGGAAAAGCGUUGAGAGAUUGGGAUCUUUGGGGUCCGUUUUUCUUUAUUGUUUUCUUGGGAGUCGCGCUCUCUUGGUCUGCCUCCGUUAAGAAGUCUCAGGUAUUUGCUGUUGCAUUUGCACUGCUGGCAGCUGGUGCUGUUAUCUUAACGUUGAAUGUGCUACUACUGGGUGGGCAUAUCAUUUUCUUCCAAAGUCUGAGUCUACUAGGUUAUUGCUUAUUCCCUUUGGAUGUAGGAGCCUUAAUCUGUAUGUUAAAGGACAAUGUGGUAGCUAAAGUAAUCAUCGUUUGUUUGGCAUUGGCUUGGAGCUCAUGGGCUGCCUAUCCUUUCAUGAGUUCGGCUGUUAAUCCGAAUCGAAAAGCCCUUGCUCUCUACCCCGUCCUUCUUAUGUACUUGUCUGUCGGUUUUCUCAUCAUCGCCAUUGAUUGAAGUUCCUUCCCUUUAAGGGGUCGCGAAAGCACUUGCUCUCGAUCUCGUUUUUCUUACCUAUGUAUAGGUUGGUUUUCUCAUCACCGCCAUCACUAUUGUUUGAAGUUUAUUCGCUUUAAGGUUUUGAAAUGA
This is a messenger RNA of Gossypium raimondii (Peruvian cotton), 1083 nucleotides long. RefSeq names its product protein YIP4b. Gene Ontology annotation, biological process: endoplasmic reticulum to Golgi vesicle-mediated transport. The transcript is spliced from 3 exons. Lineage: Eukaryota; Viridiplantae; Streptophyta; Magnoliopsida; Malvales; Malvaceae. The record is from RefSeq and is a predicted model, not a curated record. Bases 109 to 951 code for a protein of 280 amino acids. Gene Ontology annotation, cellular component: membrane; trans-Golgi network.